Messenger RNA from Alternaria arborescens, 123 nucleotides. RefSeq lists its product as hypothetical. The transcript has a single exon. The record is from RefSeq and is a predicted model, not a curated record. Lineage: Eukaryota; Fungi; Ascomycota; Dothideomycetes; Pleosporales; Pleosporaceae. Bases 1 to 123 code for a protein of 40 amino acids.
AUGAGUGCUCAGGCAGCUGCGGUGACUGGAAAAAUCGCGAAGGUCAUAAGUAGCCUAACAUCAAGUUCUUCCAUCAAAUCCCACAACCGUCUCCUUAGCUCAAUUGGGAGAGCGCCAGACUGA